Diversispora eburnea is the source of this 660-nucleotide messenger RNA. NCBI's taxonomy places the organism in Eukaryota, Fungi, Glomeromycota, Glomeromycetes, Diversisporales, Diversisporaceae. The record is from the annotation of a GenBank genome assembly.
AUGGGUAGUGCUUCUUCUACUCCUAUUUCUCCUGAAGCUAGUCAUAGUAAUAGAGACGAUACUGGCAAUACUUAUACUAUUGAAUGUCGUAUUUGCAUAAAUAGAAAUUCUAAAUCCAAUUUUCAAAAAAUUACUGAUAAAUGCACUCAUAAAAAUAACAUUUGUGUUACUUGUGUCGAUAAACAUAUUAGUUCAAGAAUGAAGGAUAAAGGUGAUAUUGUAAUUAAUUGUCCACAUCUUGGAUGUAGAAAUGAACUUGAAUUUAAUGAUAUCAAACGAAUAGCUACCGAGAAAGUUUUUGAAAGAUAUGAUACUUUAACACUUCGAAAAGUUCUUCAGGGCAUGCCAGAAUUUAAAUGGUGUAAAAAUUCGAGUUGUGGAUCUGGUCAAAUUCAUUUUGAAGGAGACGAUGCACCAAUAAUGACUUGUAAUGUCUGUAAAGCAAAAUCAUGUUAUACUCAUGAUGUACCAUGGCAUGAAGGUAAAACAUGUGAAGAAUAUGAAAAAUUUCGAAAAGGAGUUGAUGCUUCAACCACCGAUUAUUUACAACGAGAAACUAAACCAUGUCCAAAAUGUGGAAUAAAAAUUGCAAAAAAAGGUGGAUGUAACCAUAUGACUUGUACUAUUUCAAGUUGUAAAUAUGAAUUUUGUUGGUUGUAA